GUGACUUUACCGAAAGAACCAAGAAUAUGUGCAGCAGCCUUUGACUCACCCCCGACACUCGAUUGCUCGGGUCUGUUCACGUGCCCCUCACAACUCCGCUCGCCUCAUUGGCAAAGAUGGCAGCCCCCAUGAUAUCAACGUUUGGCAUCCUGGUGGCGGUUCAGAGGUGAUGAUAUAGCUCCCUUCUCGGUUCAAGCGCAGGGCCUGAACAAACCUCGGUGGCUGUGGCCCAGACAGACAACGCUGAUCGUCAUGUACGGCCGUGUCGUCAGCCACCUGCACGCUGGCGGUUGUGCCGUCCCGUCAUGGGCACGAUCCUUGAACUCCUUUCAGACGUCCUCCCGACGAGACGCGUUGUCCCUCGCGCGUUGUGCGCGCGCACGCAUCACCCGCUUUAGCAUCCAUGACGUUGAGCAAUGCAAACUGAUGUUUUCAACGUGGCUGACACCCGGAACUGCUGGGGGACGAGACACAGGCCAUGCUGAGAGCAGAUGGCUUGUCCCCGCCGACAAGCGUAAAUUCACUUCUUUGAGCAAGUCUGCUGGUUACAUGAGCAACACCGAGCAGUAUACUUCCAUAGAUGACCCACAAACGGAUGUCAUCGCUUAUGGUAGAAAUGUACGUUCUAAUAGAAACCAAGGGAACAGCCGACGAGACCACAGGAGGGCGCCACCGAUCGCAACGGAACUUGUCAGAACAGCUACCGAAAGAGGUGACUUAUUGGAACCCAAAAUUGAGAUGGACAAACUUCUGGCCACGUGCCAAACCCCAAGCGAUGUCUUGGAGCUCGCAUUGGACGGUCUUGCGCCUAAACUGCUGAACUUGGAUGUUACUGCUACCACCGGAGAGCCAUCGACCAUGGGUGCCGUCGACUUUGCGGUGCACGUGCCGGAUGUACUGGACACAAGGCCCUGCUCCCUGCUCAUCGCCUGCUGGAGGACGCUGAGGGCGCUACCGCCGGAUCGUGCCGCGUACGAGCAGCGUCGGAUGCUGCAGCACCCGCACUUCCCGGGGCUGUGUCAGCAGGUUCUGCGCACGAGCCGCUACCUGACACCUGGGCUCCUGGGCUACACGCUCGCCGCUGCCACCCGGCUCGGCAUCCCGCUGCGGAGCCGCCUCGUCCAGAUGCUGAUUCGCACCGCGCAGGUGAGCAUCAAUGAGUUUAACGGACGAGCCCUGGGUGUGGUGGCAAGCUGCCUGCCUUUCCUGCUGCAGGACAGGAACACACAGGCGCUGCGAGCUGCUCUGACGAUGCGAGCGCAGCUGGCACUGCCAGAGGUGGACAGAGUGCCCGUGCUACUGAUGCUAAUGUAUCACUUGGGACCCACCGUGCCAACCGCCCUCAAGGACAAGCUCGUGACGCAGGCGUGGGCGCUCUUCGUCCUGGAUCAGUUCACAACAGCCAACGUUCUCAGGUUGUUCUUCAGCCUGGCCCGGAUGCAACACAACGCCCCCGAGCUACUGUCCGCAGCCAGCCCGAUCAUCGCUGGGAAUCUGCAGGAGCUGAAGUUAUCGGAGCUGCUGCAGCUGUUGAAAGCGUGUAACCAGCUGGGCUACUACAACACGCAGCUCUUCUCCUCCAUCGCUGAACACGCCGUCACCAGACUGCAACUCUACGGCUUGAACGAGGCAUGUACCCUACUGCUGCUGCUGAGCAGGUUGAGGUUCCGACACCCGGGCCUGCUGGAUGCAGUCGCUCUCCUCCUGCUGCAGGAGCAGCAGCAGCAGGAGCAACAGCAGGAGCAACCAAUGCCGUGUCACCUCGAUAAGAAGAACCUCAUGGUCCUCCUGCACAUCUACUCCUUGCUCAACCACCAGCCGCACGGGGCUGCCGAAACGUUCCUGGAGGUGUUGAGCUCGGCGUUGGAGCAUCAUCUCCCGGAGUUGUCUGCGCACGAGCUGUUUGUGGGUGUGCGGGCGCUGUGCAUCCUGGGCCGUCGCCCGCCCAGCGCCGUCGCUAGCGCCCUGCUUGCAGACCACUCCUGCACGGAGCUGCUGAGCGUUUCAGUGGCUGCAGACUCUCUGAAGCGCCUGCAGAAUGAGUUGGAGCUUCAGGCCAUCAGACUGAGCUUGCAUCUGCAGAAGAAACUCCCUGGUGUCCCUGCUGUGGAAGCUGCCUCCUCCUCCCCAGACCCGAACCCGUCAUCCCUGACCCGCUGCCCCGAGUUGCCCUCUGUGCUGACGGAGGCCCUCCGAGGGAGCGGUCAGGUCAGGGUCGGGGUCACCGUGGGUGGGCUCUACAGUAUAGAUGCCGAGGUGACCCUACAGGGGACAGAAGUCCUUCAGUUCCUCCAGGGAAAUGAGUGCCUUGCUCUGCCGGAUCAAGACAACCCACACAAUCAGGGAGAUUGCCUCCACGUUCCUGGAGAUGGUGCUUGUAUCCUCAGAGAGGACCCACUCCCAAAGCCUCUGCGGGUUGCCAUGCUGUGGUGCCACCCCGCUGAGUUCUGCCUCGGGUCCCAGCACCCGUGUGGAAAGUUGGCGCUGAAGGUGCGGAACCUGCACGCUCUGGGCUACCGCGUGACGCUGGUGUCGAGCAGCCAAUGGAAGAGGCUGCAACCCGAAAGCAGGGUGCCUUUCCUGCGGCAGAAACUGCAGCUUGCAAGUGGCAUGGCAGCGGAGUGUGGCAGCUAGAAGUCCUGUGGUGGAUGUUUGCCGUGCGUAAGGAACUGGUGCACCAUCGGUGUCUCCCUUUGUCAAUAUCAUCCCAACAUACGGCAGUCCUCGUGUUGCAAACUGAUAUUUGUUCCUUCGAAAUGUAUUAAAAAAAGUAUACCCGAGUAUAAGGUAUUUCUCGUGGUGAAAUGUGUUGUUUUUGGAAUUAUUGGUUUGGUAACAAUUGCUUAUGGUGAUGGCACUUGUUUUGAAAAUCCUGUGGCCUCAAGUCCAAUAAAAAUGUACGUAUAUCCUACCAGGCAUUGAUUCGAGUGCUGUGAAAUUGCCGAGUGCAAACCCCAGAGUAUCUGUGGUCCCAGGCAUUUUGCAAUCAUGCACACGCGUCAGUGAUCACAAGGGAUUGUCAUCAUAUCAGCAAAUCAGCUGCCAGGAAAGCAUUCACGAUGCCACAUGGCUGCUGUUGUUACAUCAACUCCGUGUGCAACAUGGUCACAGUGAUUCUCAGUGCCCUUGGCUGUGACAAGUUGUACAUUAUGAAUGUUCUUUUUAAGUAUUGUAUGAUGUUGCGUGCAUUUAUUUCUGCAAGUGAAUGCGUGUUCCUAAUUGUUAAUUUGCGCGGGAAUGUCUUAAGCCUGGUCUCAUCCGCCAUCUCUCGGAAAGUUACGCAUUCCCCUUGUGUAAAUCCCGUAGGGAACCAGAAAUGGAACAAAUCUUCGCCUAUGCAAUUAAUAGAAUUGCACAAGCCGUUCAUAACUCAGGCCUCCAGGCGUUUAUUUAUAUGUGCACCACAUGGUUUUCACACCAUGGGUUCGUGCGACAAGCAACAAAAUGAUUGAAACAAAUCCACAAAAAAUAAAUAACUUUAAUUACAACUGUACACGUAGAAAUGGCAAGAAAAUAUAUUUACAGACAUUCAACAAGACACUCCAAAAAGCUCAAAUUUUUCAGGGAACAUUUCAAUUAAUCAGCUUGGGCUGCACGCUUUGGCAGCAGCAAGUGAACCUUAUGGCGGUACCCCAGAGUACCAUAAUACCCUGGCUCUCGCAUAAUGUCCGUGAUGCAGUCAUUUUUAGUCGGUUGACGGUCGACGAUGCGGCAAUCGACUCAUCUCGACGAGCUGCUGUGCACGAUGGUGCAUACGAGCGUUCAGGGUUUCAGCGCAAUCGUCCUUGCUGUGUUUUGACAUCACGGAGUAGCACUGAUGUCGGAUUGAUUGGUACCACAGUCGCGGAGGUAAGUAACACCCCUAGAAAAAAGUGUCCCAGAAACAACAUUUAAUUGCCUUGGCCAUUUAGUAUUAUUUGAUAUCCCAAGGUACCGCCAUAAGGAUCGAGUGUUGAAUGAAGGCGAGGGGAAACCACACCGAUGUCAAUGUGGUCAACAGGCGACCAAUUAUCCCUUACUAUAGAUCAUGUUUUGUCUACGCAUGUUUUCCCCCCACCUCGUGACACUGUCGAUCUAAAGCCUCUGCUACAUGAAACAGGGCAUCCGCUAUUUUACAGCGUUGAUGGCUCUCAUUGCACUCAAUUGGAAUGGACGUAGCAAUUAUUGUCCCCAACCUACAACUUCGCAGGUACCUCCUGAAAGAGACUCGGUGAGGCUUUUCUGGAUAAAUAAUUGUCACUCAAACGGAGACUAUGCUGAACUAAGGGACUACAGGAAUUCUUUGAGUUAUAAAAUUACAGGGACCCCUCUACUUACGAACAAUUUAGGUUCCAGAGGUCUGUUCGUAAGUGGAUUCGCAAGUAAAAUUUUACUCCUGUCGAUUUAAAACGUGUACAGCAUGUACAAUAAACACGGAGAAUGGCUUUAAAAGUUGUAUAAUCUCCUGUAGAUGCUGCCACCACCACCAUCGAUUUCAGCGGCGAUUUAACUUAAGACUCUUGGCCCUGAACAGGCAACUUGACACAUGGACAGGUUUGUUCGUAUCUCUGAAAGUUCGUAAGUAGAAUGUUCGUAAAUAGAGUCCCUGUACAUUUAAAGAUUGAGGCUGCACAAGGCACCAACAUGUGGUAGAGCUGAACUAAUUACAUUUUAAAAGGCAACCAAUUCUGAUGUCAUUUAAUUUGCACAUUGGAUAAGCAUAAAAUGUGCCUCUUUCCCAUGUGUUCAUCGAUGGAUAUAUAACCAUUGGUUUCUACACAUUGUCAGCCACAUUGCUUUAUGGGAAUGAUUAAAUUCAUUUCAGCAUCAUUGGGUCAACAUGAGCAAACUCAACUGGUUUUGACAUAACGGGCUUCAUCAUUAGUUAUGCUGGAACCAAUGCUGGUGAAAUUCCAGAAGUUUAAAGUGGGGGAUGGCAUGCAGAACGCACGAACCCACCUCGACACUGGGAUCGAGGCGACGUCACUACCGCGCACUUGAGCGGCAGACAGCAGAGGUAUCCAGAUAGGAAAUUUGUUAUACAGUAUACUGUAUUCGCCACAAAACUACCAAUGAUUAUUUGGGUCGCAAUAGUACAAGCAAUGAAAUAAUACAAACUUUAAUAUAAAAAAACAAUUUAAACUUGUACAUACUUUUUAUUUGGUCUUUUUUUUCAUCGACCGAUGUGAUUGUUGCAGCAAGCUGAGCUUCCUGUGGGCAGCCUCUAGCCCUCAACGAGAUUUGUUUCACUGCUCUGCCAAUUGAGGCUGCUAGCAGUGCUGGUACCAGACCAGACAUUUCACUUGCCAAGUACCACGUGGGGUGGCAUAAAUGUAGUGGUUCCAAUUUCCGAAUGUGGCUAAUGGUAAAUGUUCUGAAAACCAUUUGAAACGGAGUAGGUUAUCAAGUAAUUCACUCACUGGCCACGUAAAUCGGUGGUUAUUAGUGUCUGCUCUGGCCUCGGGGCUGAGAAUGGUUCUGAUUAGUGGCUCUUUGUUUAACCCUCAUCCCAUUCCAGAAUUGCUGUGGGUGCACAGGUAUAAAUGCACCUAUGCUAGUUAAAGGAAGGCACAAAUUAAAAACCAUUUGCUAACAUGGAUCGGCUUGAUACUUAGAAAGAAAAAUACAUUUAGAUUUAGUCAGGAGCGCUCUAGUGACAUCACUAGAGGACGGUAUGGGAUGGUGACAACUGAUUGGUAUCAAAAUAACGUUCCCUGACCAUUACUGUAAAGUUAUGAAAAUAUAUUGACAAUCUCAGUAUUUUACACACUUUCUUAAUCCUAAUCUCACAUCCUGUCUCCAAUUAAAGAUGCUUCAAAUGUGUGUAAGACAGCCUGGGAUACAACCCUUGCUGUAUGUACCUUACAAAAUAAAGAUUUUAUUCGGUUGUGGGCUCAAAACUGGAGGAACUGCAGCAAGCCUGACAAGUGUAACGACCAAACCCGAAUGUAAACUGCACAUCAACACUGGUUUCAUGAAUGUUGGUUGUGGUAGCCAACAGAGGUAGUGAGAUUUUGUAGUUAAUAUAUUACCAGAGAUUCACAGGACGACACAAUCUCGUGAGUUUAGGCGCUUAAUAAUCACGAACACCAAAAUGCAAAUAAUCCCAAGUCAUAUAUAUAUCAACUCCAGGCACUGCUGACGUGACAUGUAUGGGUUAAGUGCUUUUCAUUACGAUAAAUGACGGACAUUCACAUUUUGACGAAUGUUGCGAUUUAUCCAAGCCGCCUAAAGUUUUGAGAAUGUCAUUAAUAUUGAAAUAUGGCUAUUUUUUUGCGACAGUAAUGUUAUUGCCGAGUGAGCGGCAGGUCUGGGUGAAUAAACGAGCACAACUCGAGUGCCUCCAGCGCGGACGUUGAUAUAAUUCGGCACAACUCUCACACAACGAGGCAUUUGUGGACGCUACACGUUGAGAUGAACCCCCCCACUCCUGCGGAGAUGCUCUUUAUUAUUUCGUCACAUUGCAGCAAUGGGGUAAAGCCUUGGCAGAAAGCCACUGCCUUCUGGCAUUGACCCAUGAGCUGUUAAAACUAAAAAGGAUGUCCAAUGACGAUGAUAAGACACUGGUGAUCUGCGAUGGUAUGCAUGCUAACUCAAACAUAACAUGUAAGUUAAACGUGUUUUAAUUCACUGCUAAAAACCUACAUGGUGAUAUGAAUGGGCAAAGUCUGCCAUCAGGAGGUACUUGUGAGAAUAAAAUGCCAAUGAGUUGUCACCUCAUUAAAAUAAAUUCCUCCCGAAAGUC
Molecule: messenger RNA, 6724 nt
Organism: Lethenteron reissneri (Far Eastern brook lamprey)
Lineage: Eukaryota; Metazoa; Chordata; Hyperoartia; Petromyzontiformes; Petromyzontidae
Gene: FASTKD2
Product: FAST kinase domains 2
Biological process (GO): regulation of mitochondrial mRNA stability; mitochondrial RNA processing
Cellular component (GO): ribonucleoprotein granule; mitochondrial matrix
Molecular function (GO): RNA binding
Source: RefSeq, a predicted model, not a curated record